This is a messenger RNA of Brassica napus (rape), 4570 nucleotides long. RefSeq names its product putative FBD-associated F-box protein At5g56560. Lineage: Eukaryota; Viridiplantae; Streptophyta; Magnoliopsida; Brassicales; Brassicaceae. The record is from RefSeq and is a predicted model, not a curated record. The transcript has 2 exons. Gene Ontology annotation, molecular function: protein binding. Bases 3226 to 4245 code for a protein of 339 amino acids.
CGCAAAGCGCGGGUUACUAUAUAUGGUAUAUUAUUGUUUAGCUUACUUCGAAAACUGCUAUCUAUUGAGUGAUCAUGAAUCUUUGUGGAUUCUACACCUGACUACUACAUUGUACCUCUGAAUUUUCAGAGUAGCUCAUAAUUAGGGACAUAAUUUGAGCAUAUCAAAUCUGCUCUUGCAAUCCCGCAAAAGGGUUUUCGUCGACAAAAUCUUCAUCAUCAUCCUCUUCAAGAACCUGUUCAUUACGUUUUUGAUUCCUCGAAGCCUGUGGUCGACCUUCCAUCAGCCUUCACAAUACAGCCUCCAUCUAAACUCGUAUUGAUUCAUAGAUCUCCAACUGAAAGUUGGCAAAUGCUCCCCGUAAGACUUCCGCUUGGUCAUCAAAUCGUUUCUGAAGAACCUUCUUAGGCGAGAAUGGUUAGGAUUCUUUGUAUCUGAUACCAACUGUCGCAGCAGCGUAUUGGGAUAAUCAAAGAAGCUGUAAUCAAACUCUGAUUAAGUUCUUCGACGACUCUAUUCAUAAUAGAGAAAUAUAAUUGUGAUUUGUCAGAGAAAAAAUCUCUUGUUUAUUAAAUGAAAAACCAAAUCUUAGAAGAUCACAUACGUUCUCCUUUAUAACACCAACAGAAUAUUGAUCAUAAUCUAACGAGACUAAUGAAAACUAACAAUAAUCUUUAGCUUCUUAGGUUGAAACAUAUACGUACAUAUACGUAUUCAACUUAAGACUUAUCCGUAUUUAAAGAAAUUAAGAAGAAUUAAAAAGAAAACUAAAAACCAGAUAGAAAUCGAACUUGUUAAUAAAUGUGUUACACUUGCCAGUAGAUAGUUUAAGAGAGAACUGAGAAAGUCCAGAGAAACCCUAACCAGAAAGUACCAACCUCAAUUAUACUCUAUAGUCUCUCAGUCCUAGAGUAUGAUUAUUGGGGGUUCUUAGAGUGGGGUUCUUAGCAGAAUAUAAGAACCCGUCUCUUAACUUUUAACUAAAAAAGUUAAGAACCGGCUCUUAAAACUCUUAUUUAAGAAAUUGAAGACUUCCAGGACCUGUUUGACGUGUUGCUCGUUGAAAAUUCCGAGUUUCAGAAAUCAGUGAGAGCUGGUGAGGCCAUGAUGAAACGCCAUGAGAGUAGAAUUGAAGAGAUGGAAGAUGCAAUCGCACAUUGCGAAGAGAAGACCUCAGAAUGCAUUAGGGAACUAAGGAGCAUAAAAGCUUUGUUUGUGUGUUGUUUGGUGAUGGUCUUCAUGUACCAUACCUAUGCAUGAUGUUCAACUAAGGCAGCAAGUUCACGCCCAACUACUUUUAUGUGCUUCUUCAAUUUGUUGUUCUUUUUUUUCAAAGAAGUUAAAACCAUGUUUCUUGUUAUUUUUUUGGUGAUCAUCAUCUACUGAAACUAAUUAUUUUGCAAAUACUUUGGUUGUUACUAGCAUAAAUCGAUUUGUCUCAAGAGUUUAGCAACUACCAAAUUGUCAAAUGGGUUCUUAAACAGAAGAUCAAAUUGUUUCAAGAGCAAUAAGAAAAAAAACCAGAGACAGUUGAACACACAUAACAAACUAGAUGGGUAAAUCGCAUGUUCCUCUCUUGUGUACUUCGGUUCCACAACGGCUACACUUAUGCUUUUUAUUCUUUCUUGAUCCUUGAGAAGAUUUUAUCUUGUCUUCUACUGAUUCAUACCUUCUCUUUAUUGGUCGACCAGCAAUCUUUCUUGUCUUUGGUGGUAAAACCUUUGCAAGUUUAACCUCAGCUGGGACAUUCCAUUCAAACUCUAGAACUGCUAUUGGAUUAAUGCAUUCUGCAUAGGCGGUUCUCCACGCUGCAGUGCUGUAUAAGGCGUCAGUAAAUCUAUGCACUUCCAUACCUGUCAAUCUAAAAAAAAACGUGAUCAAUAUGAAGUCUAUAUGCUGAAAAUCCCGAAAAUAAAUAGGUCUCAAGUAUGCAUGUGUUUACACUUCCAUACCUCGUGAAUAAAUUGCAGGAAUGGCGUGGCGGCAUGGAAUUUUUCCUAUAUCAUACUUCCCACAUGUGCAUGUUCUUCUUUUGUCUUGAAAAAUGCAACCACAUUAGUCAAUAAGUGAUGAAUACAAAUUUCAUGUGCUGAUCGAGGGUAGACAGUCCCAAUAGCUUUAGAAAUAGACGCAUUUCUAUUUGAGACAAAAGCUAGGUCUUGACAAUCAGCAAUAACCAUUUUCAACUGUCUGAAGAACCACCCCCAUGAAUCGUCAUUCUCUGAAUUAACAACCCCAAAUGCAAUCGGAUACAAAUUAGAGUUACCAUCUACAGCAGUAGCAACAAGAAGUGUCCCUUUGUAUUUAUUUUUCAGAAAAGUUCUAUCAACGACAAUCAUCCUUCGCAUUGCAUCGUAGGAUGUCUCAAUGUAAACAUCUAAAACAUUUCCUAUUUGUCCACGUGUAUAUAUACCUUUUUGCUUGAUAGAAUAUGUUUCAUACUUAAAUCAACUCUCUCUUCUUUCCCUUCAUCCGAUUCUCAGCUUUUUCCCAGUGAAUUAUAAACCAACAUUCUUUAAAUUCUUUAAUUUAAAUGAUUAGUUGUCAAAUAAAUAAAAAUUGAAAUGAUUCAUAGUAUUACUUUCAGAGAAACAAAUAGAAUUUAUAAAUAAUUUUGACCGUAAUUUAAAUUGCGAUGAGCUGUAAUUUAGGAUUUAAUCCCUUUUAAAAAGAUUUUGUUUUUAAAAGGUAAGAAAUCGACAGAAGAAGCCACUGAGAAACACGUAGACUCUGGUGAUAAGCUUCUUCCAUUCGCUAGUGAUAAAAUCAAGAAACAUAAACAUAAACUAUGUAACCGAAGAAAAAUAAACGAAGACGAUCAUUACAUGCGUGAGUUUUACCUUCCGUUUUUUCAGUUAAGGUCAAGGUGAUGCAUCAUUUUCAUCGGUUGUAAAGUUUCGCUCCUGGUGCUUCUGAUUGUGCAUUUUUUGACUUCUUGUGGAGGUGUUUAGGUUUUUUUUUUCUGCAAGCCUACAGAUCUCUUUGGCUUUUGUCUGUGUAGAAAGUAGAAACUGAUUUUAAGAACAAGCAUUUGUAGGAUUUUGUUGAGUAUAAUAUAUGGAUUUAACUCGUCUGGGUUUCGAUUUGAAAACCUAUAGUCUUUGUGUAGUAUGCCCGGCUAAUAUGCUCGUCUUUCAUUAUUAUUUAUUAUUUAUUUUCAUUUUUGGGUGACACUUUGAUGACGGGAACAUAAACUUCUGCUAAUAUGUCUCCUCUUUCAUAGCAAUGGAAAAUUACAGGAGGGACAUUAUCAGCCAGUUGCCAGAUGAUCUGCUCUUAAGGAUACUGUCGUCACUUUCUCUUAAGGAAGUGAUGGCAACGAGUUUCUUGUCCCGACGGUGGCGGUCUUUAUGGAAGUUGGGGUCUAAACUCAAGAUUGGUGAUAAAGACUUCAGCGAGUUGCUUGUCAAAUGGGUUUCCAGAUCUUUGGCUAUUAGUAACCCUCAGAUUCUAAAGAGCUUGGAUUUAAAGCUUAUCCCAGGUGAACUUGAUAGAAAUAUAAACUCUUUUUAUAGGUUCUCCUCUUUGGUUGAAACCGCAGUUUCUUGCGGUUUGAGAGAGUUGAGAAUCGAGUUUCUUUACACAUCACUAGAACUGCCGAGUAUCUUCUAUGCCUGUGGGACCCUCGAAACCUUGAUACUCUGCAGGCUACAUUUCGCGGAUGUUCCGCCUAAUGGUUCCUUGUCGUCUCUCAAAACUCUUCGCCUUUUAUCCGUCAAGUUCUCACGCGACGAAUCUGUUCAGAAGCUUCUAAGCAUUUGUCCAGUUCUUGAAGAGUUGGUUGUAAGACGAUCCGGAUAUUCCAAUGUGGAGAUCUUCACUAUCAAUGUGCCUAGUUUGACGAGUUUAUCGAUUGAUUAUUUACGUGCGGGAUCUCAUCAACCCGCGGGUGUUCAUGGAUUUGUCAUAAAUGCUCCUACCUUAAGGUACCUGAACAUUAGAGACCGUCACAGUAACUAUUUGCUGUUCACAAAUAUGCCGGUGCUGGUCAAGGCGAAUGUUGAGGCUGUUUGUGAUCAAUCCGAGAGUCUAAUAGGAUCUCUUGCCUCAGUCCGCCAUCUCUCUUUGUGUUCUAAAUUUUCAAACAUUCCAUACCAUGCAGGCACUUCCUUUGCCUUUCUUGAACAUCUAGAGCUGUGUACUUGUUCUUCUGAGUGGUGGAAUCUACUUUCCUUCAUAAUCACAGACCCCCUAACCCUUCGAGUUCUCAAGCUUAAGUCGGUAUGUAGUAUUCAGUUUCCUUAAUCUGUGUGUUUUUUCCUUUUUCUCAAAUGGUCUAUAGCGCUAACACCUACUUUGUGCAUCUCAGAUACAUCGCGCCCAUUAAUGGUUCAUUGGAACAAGCAGACUUUUGUUCCUGAAUGUUUGUUAUCGCAUCUCAAGAAUUUGGAAUGUAAACAUUUAAAGGCACAAAGCUAAACAAGUGGCCAAAGUAUAUCUUAGCAAACGCUGGUCUUCUGAAAUUAUCUUGUCAACAUGUUUUCGACCUUUUUUUAAUUGAAUGUAAAAUUGAUUCGAAUGAGAAACUCAUUUCUAUAUUAAGUUCAACAUGUCACUGAAUUUGGAGUAU